Molecule: messenger RNA, 2865 nt
Organism: Rodentolepis nana
Lineage: Eukaryota; Metazoa; Platyhelminthes; Cestoda; Cyclophyllidea; Hymenolepididae
Source: the annotation of a GenBank genome assembly
AUGGGAAAAUUAUCCGAAUAUGAUGCUCAGAAUGUUCUCUCUCUACACUGCCCACUUUGUGACUUUCAAAGCCAUUGGACAAACAGGAUAGAGUCGCACUUUACUAAGGCUCAUCCGGGUAAAACAGCGUCUUUUAGCCUCUUCCAGUGCUUACUGUGUGGAAAGAUUUCCUCCUCAAAAGCAUUCGUAUUGGAGCAUUUGGAACUUCGACACAAAGCUGAAAUUGAAGAAAGUGACAAGCCUACGAGUCCUUCUUCCGAUAGUGAUGCGAUUAUCCCUAAAGAGAAGGGAGAUGUUACUCAAAAGCGACCGGAUUCUGCCCCUGGUGUCGGAUCAAAUCCCCCUACUCCUGAAUUAGUAAUCCAAAUUUUCGCCUGCGAACUUCGCGGUAGAAAAGCCGAAGAGAAACUCGACGAGUGUGAAACCAAGUGUGUUUUCUGUAAAUUCAGCACAGCCGAUAAGAAUCUCCUAUCGGAACACUAUGAACAUCAUGGAAUAAAAAAUUUUGACUGUUCCAAAAUCUCAUCGAGGAAAGGAGAAGAAGAAAGAUCAAAUUCUAACAAUUUUAUGAAGAUAAAAGAUGAGGAAUCCUCUAAAGAAAAGACCUCGGACCUUUUAACAACCUCGAAAGAGGCCCCAUCUAAAGAACCAACUUUCCUUUUGAAUGAGGGAGAAGUGGAGGCAACAAUGAAACAGACGACAGGCGUUAAAAAUUUAACCCCUUCGCUCAUGGAAGCACCCCCCAAUUUGGAUAUUGAAAAAGAUGGGAAUUAUCGGUCCAAAUUUCCAAAUCCCCCUGAUAUUUUUAACAUUGCUCAAGCAACUGAAAAUCGCAACAGCCUUGCCAAUACUAACAAUCAGUUGUUAUCUCAGGAAAUGCUAACUUCUAUAAUGUUAUCAAGUGCAUAUUGGCCAUUAGGAAUGCCGAAACUGGACACUUUUGCAGCUUUGAGACGAAUUUUUGAGCCAAAUAAGGAAACAGAAGUAGUGACACCUCAAGAACCACAACAGGGACGAAAUCCUCCAACCGCUUCUGGAUUUUCAGCCUCCCAGUUGGCAGCCCCAAAGAGUUUUGAGCAUCAAGAUCAUGUCCACCCAGUUGUUCCUCCCGUUUCUUCCCAAAAUUCCUUGCAACCCACAAGCUUUUGGGGUCACCCAUCACUGUUUACCAAUACGGAUGUGAGUAAUUUUACUCGUAGAAACGUUUCCCCACCAACCAACAUUCCAAUCCCACCGCCCACUGAUCCCUCCCCAGGGGGACCGCAGCUAAAUCCCGGAAAUCCCAUUGAUUUCUUCCGAGUUCUCUACCAUCAACAACAAAGCGCUCAACAACAGCAUGAAAUUGGAGAGGCUAUGGCAAAACGAUUCUCUUUGGAGCGUUUAAAUCUCUCAGGAGCAUCGGAUCCUGCAGCUGCAACAACAAAUCAGAAUGUAGCCAUGAUGGCUGCAGCCGCAUUUUCAGCAGCACUCUCAGGAUUCCCUCAACCUAACCCGGUAAUAACAAGCCAUUUCUCGGGUUUGAAUUCCUCAUCAUCAGCAUUUGUAAUUCCCGAGUGCCAAACUACAAAUGGUGAAAGUGAAGGGCCUAUAGGACUCAAUCUCUUUACUUCAUCAGCAGGGGAGAAGACUGAGCCCCAACAUAGUUCACCGACUGAGGAGGAGAGGGAUCCAGAUAUAUAUAGAAAUAAGAGACGAAAAAUGAAUCGCAAGCGGGAUGAAUGCGUGGAUAAAAAUGCCGCUUUUCAACUCUUUCACCAGCACCAGCAAGCUCUCCAACAACAACACGCUUUACAGCAAAAUCAGCGCCAAUCAGCUCUGAAUCUUCAUGUGAAUUCCAUGGAACCAGGUUCGUCUACAAGGUUUACUGAGGAAGUUAUGGAUCGAUCACCACCUCAUGACUCAAGACGAAUGGAUUCGCAGUCGAAUUUUCAUCGUGGUUCGUAUGCCCGAGCCUCCAAACCAAAUAGUCCGGAGCUUGUAAAUACGGGAAAUCAACUAACUCCCAGCAGAACUGAAAUAAUCCCUCCAACAAUGCUAAAUUUAUCUUCCAGUGAUCAACAUCAAGAGAGCUUUGAUGGCAAUUCUGAACGCGGAGCGCAAAAUUCAAACGCUCAGGUACCGGGAAUAUUCAACAUUCGCCGAGCUGUUGGACUUUCACGCACAAAUCUCCCCUUCCCUGCAAGGAAGACUCUGUUCAAGUGGUUAAAUGAACAUCUUAGAGAACCCUAUCCUUCAGAAGAGGAGAAACUUGAGCUGGCUAGACAGACAGGGCUCAGCCGUACUACUGUGAAUAAUUGGUUCAUCAACGCACGCAGGCGCUAUGUGAAACCCCUUAUGCAAGGAAGACUAGUUCUUCAAUCAGGUGUCUUUAAGACAGUUCCAGCUGAUGCUGCUACAAACUCUGCAAAUCGAUCACCCACAUCGCCCACUCAUCCGACUCAUAAUUCCUCGACGUCUUUAUCACAGUCUGCCUAUCGCUCAUCUGAAAACCCUAUCAGUCAGUUCCAAAACCAAUUUCAAUCCCCAUCGAGAUUGAGUCUUGGUGGAAACGGCAUUUUUCCUGGCCCCAAUUCGACAUCGAAUAACAACAACCAAUCGCUGUCUCAAUCCGCAGUGCAAGCGGCGCUUGCUUUCAACGGAAGCACGAUUCCAUUUGGUAGUGACAAUGGACCGAGCGACAGCAAGAUUGCAUCUCAACAACAAAGACCUAGCCACCUCCCUUGGAAGGCAUUGGACCUGGGCAGUCCCAAGCGCUUCCGUCGCAAUUCUGACCAUUCGAAUUCCUCCUCGCCAGCUGAUACGUCUUCUCGGUUCCCACAAAAACCCUCAAACAACAACCACGAGAAGACACCUGGUGUGGUGUAA